Williopsis jadinii is the source of this 1681-nucleotide messenger RNA. RefSeq names its product allantoate permease (gene DAL5). Gene Ontology annotation, cellular component: plasma membrane. Gene Ontology annotation, biological process: dipeptide transport; transmembrane transport; tripeptide transport. The coding region runs from base 62 to 1648 and encodes 528 amino acids. Gene Ontology annotation, molecular function: dipeptide transmembrane transporter activity; allantoate transmembrane transporter activity. The record is from RefSeq and is a predicted model, not a curated record. The transcript has a single exon. Lineage: Eukaryota; Fungi; Ascomycota; Saccharomycetes; Phaffomycetales; Wickerhamomycetaceae.
GCGAUAUCAAGAACCAUCAAUCAGACUUCAAUGGACCAGCUUUCAAACCCAUGGAGAAACAAUGAGUCACGAUCAAAAGAAUAUGAUUGACACUAUUGUCAGUCAUGUCAGUGUUUUCUCGUCAGAUAACAUGAACACGCACCAGGUGCUUGCCACCAUCACCAGUGCUGGUGGUGAGCCGGUUGAGAUUACAACCGAUGUCGACCCUGCUAUGAAGUUUGCGCUUGAUAACAAGGUUGAGUAUGAUGAAGAGAAGGAUAAGAAAUUGCGCAGAAAGCUCGAUUUCUACCUUAUGCCAGUGCUUAUGCUUUUGAACGUUGCCAUGUAUAUGGACAAAAGUGCACUGAGUACUUCUGCCAUUCUUGGAAUCCGUAGUGCCCUCGGAAUGCAUGGUGAUCAAUAUUCUUGGGGAACUUCUGGUUUCUAUUUGGGUUACCUGGCCUUCGAGCUCCCAGCGAGUUUGCUGCUCCAGAGAUUCCCCCUUGUGAAGACCCUUGGUGUCUUUGCUAUUUUAUGGUCUCUUUUGCUGAUCCUACAUGGUGCUGUUAAAUCGUACGCUGGCUUGAUGGUCUUGAGAGUUCUCCUUGGUAUGCUCGAAUCUUCCAUCAAUCCAGCCUUAGUGAUGAUUACAGGUCAGUACUACAGGGCUGGCGAGCAGUUCAUGAGAACAACUUUAUGGUUUUGUGCCAAUGGUUUGGCAACAAUCAUCAUGAACUGUAUUGGUUACGCGAUGGUUGAGUAUGAAGACUCAUACUCCAUUGAACCUUGGAGACUUAACUUUUACAUCAUCGGUGCGAUUUCGAUGUUCAUUGUUAUUCUCUUUGUGAUUCAUGUCCCAGAUGAUCCUUCAAAGGCCUGGUUUCUUAACGACGAGGAGAAGGCCCGUCUUGUUGAGCGUUUAAGAGCAAACCAACAGGGAUUUGGUUCCAAGAAGGUCAAACCAUACCAAAUCAAAGAGGCUCUUACGGACGUUGUCACUUGGUACUAUUUCUUCUAUGGUGUCUCAUCCGAUAUCCCGUCAGGUUCCCUUGGCUCAUUCGGAUCAAUUCUUUUGAACGAUGACUUCGGGUUCACUACAAAGGAAUCCAUGCUUAUGAAAAUGCCAAACGGUGCAAUCGUUGCUGUCGGGUGUCCUUUAUUCGUGUGGGUAGGCCUGAAAAUAUGGGAUUCUCGUAUGUUCGUUUCUGUGAUUUCGACAGUGUUCUGUAUCUUAGCUGCUUGUCUACUUGCCUUUGGUCAAAAUAACCAAACUAAACUAGCUGGGUUCUACCUCCAGAGUUUGAAUCCAGUGAGUAUGGUUCAAUGUCUAUCCUGUUUCUCCAGUAACACUGGUGGUGCUACAAAGAAGGCUGUUAUGGAUGCUAUUUUCCUUAUUGGGUACUCUGCAGGGCUGGUGAUUGGUCCACAGACAUUCAUUGAGUCGCAAGCUCCAGGGUAUGCUGGCGGAAAGGUGGCUAUUGUUGUUUGCUAUGCUGCAAGUCUUGUGUUCCUCUUGUUGAUUUGGUGGGAGUAUUACCGCAGAAAUCUUAAGAAUGAGAAGAAUCUCCAGGAGAAUCCUGAGAUCGAAAAGGAUGCAAAGAAUAUCGACAAUAUCGAGUUUGCCGAUCUCACUGAUAAGGAGAAUCCUCUAUUCCGUUACACAUUGUGAUUUGCUAUACGCUGUGGCGUGAGGUUGAAUCAC